Molecule: messenger RNA, 5469 nt
Organism: Anas platyrhynchos (mallard)
Lineage: Eukaryota; Metazoa; Chordata; Aves; Anseriformes; Anatidae
Gene: PAPLN
Product: papilin, proteoglycan like sulfated glycoprotein
Biological process (GO): proteolysis; extracellular matrix organization
Cellular component (GO): extracellular matrix
Molecular function (GO): metalloendopeptidase activity; serine-type endopeptidase inhibitor activity
Source: RefSeq, a predicted model, not a curated record
GGCUUUAGUUUUAAAGGAAAUGUUAAAUUAACUAAUAGAGUUAGGAACUUACAGAAAUGAGUACCAAAGGGAUCUGUAGAUAACUGUCUCACUUUUGAUAUGCUGCCUGCAGCUAAAAUACAACUAGUUAUAAAGGGCUCCACCCCUUUAAUAACUUAAGGCACAGUUUAGAGCCAACGUGUGUGCUCACAACACAGACUACAGGAGCUAGAAACAACUCCACAUCAUGCAUGCACACAUGCAUGAUUACAACUCUGGCUUUUCCAAGCAAAAGAGAAAACACUUGUGAAGAAACUUAGAGGCCGAAGGGGUUAAAUGAAACCCAACUCUCCUUUUCCUGUGCAGUAAGGAUUAGUAACCAAACAGAAGCUGGAGAGAAGAGCAUGUUAAGAGCCACCGUUUGAACCAGAACGAUAAGAAAGUGGUUUUUGCAGCUUGACUACAGUGGUGUCAGUCCCUCCAACUUUUGCACUCAUCUUGCACAGGUACACACAGAAGAGAUGAAGAACUUGUUCCUUCUGCUCAUGCUAGCAGUGAUGCCACCUUCUGCAUUUUCAGGACGCAGGAUGAAACGGCAGACUGAUGUCUGGGGAAGCUGGGGUGAAUGGGGCAAGUGCAGUCGGAGCUGUGGUGGUGGAGUCAGCUUUCGUCAACGGCGCUGCUAUUCCCAAAGGACAGAAGGCGUUUCCAGUUGCAUUGGACCAACUCGAAGCUAUCGCUCAUGCAAUAUUCAGAGCUGUCCAGAAGGCUCCAGGGAUUUCCGGGCAGAGCAAUGUGCAGAGUUCGAUGGGACAGAAUUCCAAGGAAAGAAAUACACGUGGCUUCCGUAUUACGGAGCACCCAAUAAAUGUGAGUUAAACUGUAUUCCCAAGGGAGAAAACUUCUACUACAGGCACAAGGAAGCUGUGGUAGAUGGGACUACCUGUGAACCUGGCAAGCGGGAUAUCUGUGUAGAGGGAGUUUGUCAGGCCGUUGGCUGCGAUAACAUACUGGAAUCUGCCAAGAAGGAGGACAAGUGCCUGCAGUGUGGAGGAGAUGGCAGCACCUGCUAUGGUGUGAAGGGCACUUUUGAUGUGCCCAACCUUCCCAAAGGGUACAAUCAAAUCUUUAUCAUUCCUGUGGGAGCCACCAGCAUCCAAAUUAAGGAGGUUAUGCCCAGCAGGAACUUUUUGGCUGUCAAGAACGUGAGAGGGGAAUAUUAUCUGAAUGGGCAUUGGACGAUUGACUUCAGCCGAGCUCUGCACAUAGCCAGCACAGUUAUGCACUACGACCGUGGCUCAGAAGGUGAUCUGGCCCCAGAGCUCCUCCAUGCCAGGGGCCCUACCACAGAACCCUUAAUCAUUGAGCUCAUCAGUCAGGAGCCAAACCCAGGGGUGCAGUAUGAAUACUACCUGCCCGUGCAAGGACAGACCUCGGGUUACAGCUGGAGUUACAGUUCAUGGAGUGAGUGCAGCUCUGAGUGUGGAGGAGGAUUCCAGUCCCGUUUGGUGUUUUGUACCAUUGACAAUGAAAUUUAUCCAGACUAUAUGUGCAGGAAUAAACCACAACCAGACAAUAACCGGACAUGUGGCCGUCAGACUUGUCCCCAGACAAAACGGACUUCUUACAUCUAUGCACCACAAGCCUGGAGCCACAGUGGAGCACGGAGCUCUCAGAUGAAGAGGUGGACAACGGGGGAGUGGGGACCCUGCUCAGCUACCUGUGGUGGAGGCACCCAGACUCGCUCCGUUUACUGCGUGGCGUUUGAUGGGCAGAGCUCCCAAGGGGUUGUGGACAACGCUGAGUGCAUGGCCUUUGCACAGCAGCCUCGCAGCAGUCAGCCCUGCAACAUGAGGCAGUGUGCAACCUGGAGCACAGGUCCCUGGUCAGAGUGCUCAGCCAGCUGUGGGGAAGGAGUCCAGACCCGGACUGUCACCUGCAGAACGCAGCAGGGCUCUCAAGCUCGGGACUUCGCUUGCCUCAUGGAGCCAAAGCCACCAGCCACCCAGCCCUGCCUUAAGGAGAACUGCAUCCAGGAGAUCGGCUGGCACAUUGGAGACUGGGGCCUGUGUUCGAAGAGCUGCAAUUCAGGCAUCCGGACGCGCCAAGUUAUCUGUGCUGACGGUGACUCCAAAUUCUACAGUGCUGAGAUAUGCAAAGCCAUCCAGCCCCAGAAACCAGCCACCCUGGGAAGCUGCAACAUGCAGCCCUGCUACCUGCCACAGCAGGUCCCCAGUAUGCAGGACACUAUGGGAUAUGAUGUCACUCGCCAGUCCUUGCUGACUCGUUACAACCCAAACAGCCCUGCCACAGAUUCUGGACGGAUGCUCGCUGGGAGCUCCGCAGUCCACAGUACCUCUGCGAAUCACCACGUCCAGCCCACUGAGGACCGUGGCAUCAACUUGUUGCCUGUUCGCUGGGAAUCCCAGUCACACCCAUCACAUUCCCAGCAGCUCAGCUUCCCUCAGUACCCCACUGCAGGGACUGGCUCUCAGGACUGUCAGCGGAGCCCACACGGCUGCUGUCCAGAUGGACGCACUCCGGCUUCAGGCCCUUUGGGGAGAGGUUGUCCCUUCAGCAGCUGUCACCAAAACAGGUAUGGAUGUUGUCCGGAUGGAGUAACAGCUGCUCAAGGUCUGAACAACAUGGGAUGCCCACAGUACAACCGUGAGGUUCAGAUGAGCAGAAAUCGGCCCGCUGCAGCUGCUCCAACAGCAAGCCAAGCCUUGCUGCAGCAGCACCCCUCGGGCGAGUGCCGCAGCUCAGUGUACGGCUGCUGUUUUGACAAUGUCGCUUCAGCUUCGGGUCCUCAAGGGGAAGGAUGUCUCAACAGGCCCAACUACCCAUAUCCCAUCAUAUGCCUGCUGCCCAGCGCCCAUGGCCCCUGUGCGAACUGGACCACUCGCUGGUACUUUGUGACUGUCGUUGGCAAGUGCAACCGCUUCUGGUACGGCGGCUGUCAUGGCAAUAAAAACAGCUUUGCCUCGGAGGAGGAGUGCAUGAGAGUGUGCCACAGCUCUGCGGGGGUCAGUCCCCUGGCGCACCAGCCCUAUUCUGGCACAGGAGCCCUGCAGCAGCAAGACGCCACCUCCAGCUCUCACACAGGGAACUCUCGGGGUCAGCAGCAGCCACCACCGAGAGAGUCUGCAAGUCAGAGCCAAGAAGGAAGAGCCUAUGGGGCUUUACAGCCCACACACAACAGACACAGAGGGGACAGCUGGAGGAGCGAGGUGCUGCCAGAGACCGUGCAAAGGACUGGCGUGCUGGAGAGCCAGCGCUGGGGCACCCAGCAAAGUCGAUUGAACAGCCUGAGCCAGCUGCACUUGGUGUCAGAAACAGCCGCGCCUGGGCCCCCAGAGAGGCAGAGCCAGCAGGUGCUGCCACAUGAAGGCAAGCUGUGGCAUACGGCUUUUGGAGCAGAUGCUUCCAUAACGGCGGGCUUGGGCCACCAGGUGUCUGCAGACUCACUCCCAGCAAGGGAUCUGCACAGAGCCAUCCUGGAGGAAGCCAAGCCCUCUCUUGUGACAGCAGUCGUGGGACAAAACAUCCAGCUGGUCUGCAAGACAGGCACGUCCCCCUUCUCCAGAGUGGAGUGGAUGAAGGAUGGCCGGCCAGUUUCCUCUGACAGGCACACCUACCAGUCCGACAGCUCCUUAGUUAUCAGCCACAGCAAGCCAGAGGACGCCGGGAUUUACACGUGCCUCGUUUCUGAUGGGAGGACGGAGAGACGGCAGAUUCAGCUACAGAUCAUAGAGUACCAGAGUGCUGUUCUGGCAGAGGGUGAGAGAGGUCAGGUCCUUCGCAAGGAAAAUCAGCAGCACCAAGAGCUACCCAGAGGCGGGAAGGUUGUGCAGGCAGCCAGCUCCUCCGUGCAGCCACAAUUCGUGUAUAGGUUGAAAAUGGAUAAGAGCGAGUCCCUCGGUGGUGGAGGCCUGGCAUCGGGGAGAGGGUCAGACUGCCCUGCACAGUGGAAGCAUCACCAGCUCUCACCAUCGAGUGGCAGAAAGAUGGGCAGCCCCUCUCCUCUCCCAGGCACAGGCAGCAGUCAGACGGAGCGCUGGUCAUCAGCCGGCUCAGCGCUGAAGACGGCGGCUUCUUCACCUGCACUGCCUCCAAUGGACAGUGACCAGGACCAGCGUCAGGUCCUGCUCCGGCCCCUAGGAGAACUGAGGAUCUCUGGCCUUACGCCAAGCAUUACGGUACCUGAGGGAGGAACCGCUCAACUUCACUGUACGGUGACUGGCAACAAUGUGAAUAUAAGGUGGUCAAGGAAUGGAGUCCCAAUGCGGGCAGACGGUCACCACAUCCACCUGUCCCAGGAUGGAAGCCUGGUCAUAAGCAACGUUCAGUUGGCUGACGAGGGAUCCUACACGUGCAGCGCCUACAGCAGCAGCAACUCCGUCAGUGCCAGCACCGAGGUGAAGGUGCUGAGGAACAGGCCCAGUCCAGCUGUGAAUCACGUGGACCUGAGCAGAGAGUGCGUGGACCAGCCACACCUCGCCAACUGCGACCUGAUCGUGCAGGCCCAGCUCUGCAGUAACGAGUACUACUCCAGCUUCUGCUGCGCCAGCUGCUCUCGCUACCAGCCGCAGGCCAGCCCUCCGCGUCACAGCGGGUGACAGAGACCUCCAAGGCCACAGGAAGGAACAGGUGUGGCUUCAGGACUGGACACCACGCUUUAAGAUGUGAGCACACCGAACAGUCUCGAAGCAAUCCAGUAAAGGAGCAACAGGUGACACGGUGAAACAGCUAUCUGGGGCAUUUUUUAUUUUACUUUUGAGGCCAAUGGUGGAGUCUGCUUGCUAGAAAAGGCAAAACUUAUUUUCAACGAAGACCCUUCAAUUUGGCAAUUAGGAAAAACUUUCUCUGCUCUAAGUCAUAGAAUGUUACAUUGACAAGUGGUGACGGUGCAGUCAUUGACAACUUGAGGACAACUCAAGCCCUGAGAUAAAUUCUAAUUGUAUUUGUACAUAAAUUUGCAUUUAACAUUGCAAAAUGGCACUCUGUACAGGAUGUUUUGGUAUAUAGUAUAACUGCCUUUAGAGACAACAGACUAAUAUAAAAUUGUGUAAAUUCCAGUCAUGCGUGGCAGGUGUAGAAAGGAGUUAAGGUCUGUGAACCUUUUCAGGAAGAUGGUUAGCCGUUGGUUAUGCGUAACAUCAGAUCCCUUUCUCCCAGAAUAAGCAGUUGUUUCUGUAAUAAAUCUCUUUCUACUGUGUCAGAGGCUCUAUUUUUAUACUAGUUAAAUAGUUAGCUUUCAUCUGAGCUGUAUGAUUAUAUACCACGCGGCCAGGGAGUGCUAUCUCAAGCCUGGUGAGGUCUGUCAUGGGCACCUGUAUUCUGAUGGACUGGACUUUACAACUGAAGGUACUUUUUUUUUUCCUUGUUUAUUCUCUGACCUCUUUCAGAUGUGUAACCAUAGCAAAAAGGAUGGUGGUUGAAGGCAUGUAGUUCACUGCUUUAAAAACAUGCCAUGACUAUAAUAGUUAA